Molecule: messenger RNA, 513 nt
Organism: Didymodactylos carnosus
Lineage: Eukaryota; Metazoa; Rotifera; Eurotatoria; Philodinida; Philodinidae
Source: the annotation of a GenBank genome assembly
AUGUUUUUCCUGCGCGCGGUCUGUUGGGAAGAAGAAUUUACACCAGCUGCAUUAAAUUUUUUAUCACCUAUUCUUGAUGCAUUACGACGUGGCACAGACAGUGAAUCAUUAGCAAUACAAGCCAGCUCGUCGAGUCUUCACGAACUAGCAACCGAACGUCGAGGAUGUGAACAAAUAAUUCGUCUGACUUCAAAUUUACAAGUUCUUGUUGAUUGUUUACAAAUUUGUCAUCAAGUGAAAAAUUUCAAUUUCAAUAUAAUUAAUAGUGAUAUUAUUUCCGCAGCAAAUGAAAUAAUACACUCAAAUUUUGGCAUGCUAACAAUUGGUGAAUGUUUAUCAGUAUUGAUACACUGUCAAAUGCACGAUAAAAGUCAUCAUGAUGAACAGUCUACAAAUUAUGAGAAUUACACAGAAUUCCAAACAGUUAAAAUAAUAACACGUAAACGUCGGGCGAAUACAACAGCGGGAGCAAGAAAAAAUAAACGCACGGAAAAGACGAAAAAAGAUGAAUGA